CCAUGUUCACCAAGACCGUCGUCGCUCUUGCCCUUGUGGCCGUAACUCUGGCUGCUCCUUCACAGCCUUCCUACGGAUAUGCUCCUCCCGCUACUUAUGAUGCUCCUGCCAAGUACGACUUCAACUAUGCCGUGAAGGACGACUACUCCGGAAACGACUUCGGUCAUCAGGAGGCCCGUGAUGGUUACGAUACCCAGGGUUCCUACUACGUUCUUCUUCCCGACGGUCGUCUGCAGAAGGUUGCCUACACUGUCAACGGUGAUUCUGGCUACGUAGCUGAGGUUAGCUACGAGGGUGAGGCCCAGUACCCCGAGUACAAGCCUGCUCCUGCCUACAAGCCUGCUCCUGCCUACAAGCCUGCUCCUGCCUACAAGCCCGCCCCCGCUUACAACCCUGCUCCUGCCUAUGCUUAAAUUAAAAAAGACAUGAAUAUCCUUA
Messenger RNA from Penaeus monodon (black tiger shrimp), 438 nucleotides. RefSeq names its product cuticle protein 7-like. The record is from RefSeq and is a predicted model, not a curated record. Gene Ontology annotation, cellular component: extracellular matrix. Lineage: Eukaryota; Metazoa; Arthropoda; Malacostraca; Decapoda; Penaeidae. Bases 3 to 413 code for a protein of 136 amino acids. The transcript is spliced from 3 exons.